Molecule: messenger RNA, 10350 nt
Organism: Chelonia mydas (Green sea turtle)
Lineage: Eukaryota; Metazoa; Chordata; Testudines; Cheloniidae
Product: zinc finger protein 501
Exons: 4
Coding region: 2651-3844 (397 amino acids)
Biological process (GO): regulation of transcription by RNA polymerase II
Molecular function (GO): DNA-binding transcription factor activity, RNA polymerase II-specific; RNA polymerase II cis-regulatory region sequence-specific DNA binding
Source: RefSeq, a predicted model, not a curated record
AAAUCUCCCUUUGUGCAAUUCAAGCCCAUUACUCCUUGUCCGGUCCCAAGUGGAUAUGGAGAACAGUUAAGCACCCUCCUCUAUAUAAAAACCAUUUAUGUAUUUGCAGACUAUUAUCAUGUCCCCCUUUUUCUCUUCUCCAGAAUAUAAAAACCCGAUUUUCCCAGUGUUUCAGGUCAUGUUUUCUGGACCAUUAAUCAUUUUUUAAUUUUCUCUCCUCUGGACUUUAUCCAGUAUGCCCACAUCUUUCCCAAAGUGUGUUUUUGCCCAGAACUGCAUACAAUAUUCCAGCUGAGCUCUUACCAAUCCUGAGUAGAGUGAAAGAAUGACUUCUCAUGUCUUGCUUAUAGCAGUCCUGCUUAUAAAUGCCAUAAUGAAGUUUUAGUUUUUCACAACAGCAUUAAAUUGUUGAGUCUGUUUUAGUUGGUAAUCCAAUACAAUCCCCAGAUCCUUUUCCGCAGUACUCAUCGUUAGGCACUCCUUUCCCAUUUUGUAUUUGUGCAGUUGAUUAUUCCUUUCUAUGUGUAGUACUUUACAUAUAUCCUCAUUGCCUUUCAUGCUAUUUAUUUCAGGACAUUUUUCCAGUUUGUCAGGCUCAUUUUGAAUUCAAAUGUUGUCCUCCAAAGCUCUUGCAGCCCCUUCCAGCUUGGUGUUGUCUGCAAACUUUAUAAGUGUACUCUCUCUGCCAUUUAUAAACACAUUGACUAGAACUGGACCAAGGACAGAUCCCUGGGGGACCCCACUCAAUAUGUCCUUCCACCUUGACUGUGUACUGUUCACUAUUAUGCUCUGAUAAAGGUUUUCCAAUCAGUUGUACAUCCACCUUGUUGUAGGUUCGUCUAGGCUAUAUUUCCCUAAUUUGCAUAUGAGAAGGUCAUAUGAGACCAUAUGACCAAAAGUCAAAAUAUAUCAUAUUUACUGCUCUCCCCAUCCACAAGGCUUGUUACCCUUUCAAAGAAAACUAGGUUGGUUUGACAUGAUUUAUCGUUGACAAAUGUAUGUUGACAGUUGCUUCUCACCUUAUUUUCUUCACGCACAUACAAUUUGUUUGAUUAUUUGCUCCAUCAUCUUUCUGGUUACCAAAAAUUAAGCUGACUGGUCUAUAAUUCCCUAGGCUGUCCUUGUUCCCUUUUUAUAAUUAGUAACUAUAUUUGCCCUUUUCCAGUUCUCUGGGAUAUCUCCCAUCCUUCAUGAGUCCUCAAAGAUAAUCUUCAAUGGCUUAGGAUUCUCUUACAUCCAAGAAUAUUUAAGGAACUCGCUGAUUUUCAUCAGGCCUUCCUUACUUGAAGACACCUUCAAUGAUUAUCUCUAAUGACUCAGAGGUCUCUUCUGUCAGGUCCUUAAUGAGCUUACAUUGCAGCAAAGAGGAUUUAUGUUAGAUAUUAAGAAAAACUGUCUACUUAUAAGGACAGUUAUGCUCUGGAAUAGGCUUCCAAGGAAGCUUGUGAAUUCCCCAUAAUUGAAAAUUUUAAAAAACAGAUUGGACAAAUAAAUGUUUGUGAGGGAUGGUCUAGGUUUACUGGGUCCUGUCAUAGUACAUGGGUCUGGACUAGAUGACUUCUUGAGCUCCCUUCCAGCCUGACAUUUCUAAGGUUCUGUGCUUUCUUCAUGAUGCUUCUUGCUUUUUGGAGGAACUCCCCAUAAGCAUCCCCAGACCUAUCUCGUUAUCAUCAUUCCCAUCCCUCCGUACAACUCCUUUGUUCCAUGAAGCCUUCAAACAUAUGACAAUGGUUAGGCUGCUGUUGAGCUGAGACCACUGUUUAUCAGGGUGUCAAAUUCUGUCUUAUUGUUUCCUUGUGCUCCCCCGUCACUAUUCAGGUCCUGUAUUCAUUGGACCUGUAUUCCCCCUCUGUGGUCCAGCAAGGCUGUCCUCUCAGGCUGCCCAGCUGGCACCUCUAUUGGGUAGAAACCCCCAGCAGUCAGGAGGGAGAGAGAUGUAUAUCCAGGCUACACAGCUCCCUGCCUAUCCUGUGAAUUCCCCAGCAAGGCAGAUCCCCUCAGCAGGCCUGCUUUGCCUUUCUUCCUCAGAGGCUAUGAACAGUGUAACUGCCCUUGCUUGACUUACCACACAGCCUUUUCCCAGCAAACAAUGAUUCUCAAGUUAAAAGAUUACAGAACGAAUAUUUUAAAAAGAAUUAUAGAACCUAUAUGCAUGCUUACCAGAGAUCACCCCAGCUGAGGCAGGUGAACAGACUUCAAACCCCACCAAGAGGUUGGUAUUUUUCUGUGGUCGCAAGCUAAUAAUUCUUAGCUCAGAACAAGCAUGCCCAUGCAUCUAAGAAUCACUCUUUUAUCCAGUUCGGGCCUCUAAACUUUACUCUUGGGUGAAUUCUGCAGACGCGCAGAAUUCGUGUGCUGUGCAGAAUUUUUUUUCUCUGCAGAAAAUGCAUUCUGCCAGAGAUGUGCUGCAGUUGUACCUUUUGCCCACCUGGGUCUGUUGUGGUGCCAGAACAGAGAGCAGCUGCUCUCAGGCACGACCAGCUCCUGCUGCAGAUAAGGAAGAGAAGAGGCUGGUUUCCUUACGCUGCCCUAACCAUGGGACCAGAUUCUCAUAUUUUGGGGCAAAGAGUUUUUUGUUCUGUGUUUGUAGAAUGUCCAGAAGAUCCUGGUCCAUGAUUUGCACUACUAGGGUUUCCAGUUUCCAAACCUGAUGUCACCUCCCAGAAGGAGCAAAGGGAAGAGCCGUUUUCCCCAGAUCGCAGAGGAAAGCGAGAUUCUGAGAGGCUGCUGUACAGGUGAUGGGAUGGUGAAUGAGACCAUGGUGCCCGAUCCUCAGCAGGAAGAUGAUGAGGAAGUGGAACCACAUGGGGUGUUACUGCAAAGAUGCAAAGGGAGUGUGUCCAGGAGUAGUGAGCAGGAAAAAGCUUGUGAGAAUCAGUACAGGCCAGAGAAGCAGCAGGGAAACCAGCCAACACAGAAAGCUGGUCAAUCUGUUAAUUAUCAGGGAAGUCAGAAACACAACAAGAAAACCAUGGCCCAGCAGAUUAUCCUCAUGGGAGAGAGAAAUAACACAUGCAUUGAGUGUGGGAAAAAGUUCAGUAAGCGAGCACACCUUAUUAUCCAUCAGAGAAGCCACACAGGGGAUAAACCCUAUGAAUGCUGUGAGUGUGGGAAAACCUUCGCUCAGAGCUCAAACCUUACUACACAUCAGAGAAUCCACACAGGAGAGAAACCCUAUGAAUGCUGUGAGUGUCGAAAAUCCUUCACUGAUCACUCAACCCUUAUUAGUCAUCAGAGAAUCCACACAGGGGAGAAACCCUAUGAAUGCUGUGACUGUGGGAAAUCCUUCUCUCGGAGCUUACACCUUAUUCAGCAUCAGAGAAUCCACACAGGGGAGAAACCCUAUGAAUGCUGUGAAUGCGGGCAAACCUUCGCUCAGAGCUCACAGCUUAUUAGACAUCAGAGGAUCCACACAGGGGAGAAACCCUAUGAAUGCUGUGAAUGUGGGAAAACCUUCACUGGUAGUUCAAACCUUAUUAGCCAUCAGAGAAUCCACACAGGGGAAAAACCCUAUGAAUGCUGUGAGUGUGGGAAAACCUUCACUGAUAGCUCAACCCUUAUUAGCCACCAGAGAAUCCACACCGGAGAGAAACCCUAUCGAUGCUGUGAAUGUGGGAAAACUUUCUCUUGGAGCUCAGCUCUUAUUCAACAUCAGAGAAUCCACACAGGGGAGAAACCCUAUGAAUGCUGUGAGUGCAGGAAAACCUUUUCUCAGAGCUCAACCCUUAUUCAACAUCAAAGAAUCCACACAGGGGAGAAACCCUAUGCAUGUUGUGAGUGCGGGAAAACCUUUGCUCAGAGCUCAAAACUUAUUAGACAUCAGAGGAUCCACACAAGAGAGUGACCCUAUGAAUUUUAUGAAUAUGGCAAGUUCUUAUAUCCGAACUCAGCCUUUAUUUAUCAUUAGAGAUGCUGCAAGGGAGUUAGAAACCAUACAAACCCUGUCUAGAAAAGAUUGUUUUCCUUUUGCUAAUUCCCACAUAGUGAAAUUUAAGGUGUCAUUUGUGUCCCUGUGAUAUUUCAGUUCCCCUAGAUGAGUUGUCUGCUUUUCCCUUCUGUAGCACAUCCUCCCUUAGGGAGAAUCCCAGAGUCUUUAUGAUCAACUGCUUUGUUCUAUGUCAUGGAAGUGUGUCUCUCAAACAAGAGUGUCCAUCAACUCCAGAGGUUUAAUGUACUUGAGCCUUGAUUCCACUAGGAUUUACCUAGCUUCAAUUAGCGAUCUUGAUGUAAAAACAAGUUUUUUUUCAAUUAAAAAAAAUAAAUUACUGUGGCCACUAUAAAUGGACUAUCAAAUUUUGUGAAGACCUGAGAUAACAUCCAUCAUUUUUCCUAGUGUAAACAAAUUCGGAGCAUCACAUUUAUACUUUUCCUCCCACUGCAAAGCAAUUGUUGGUUACCACAUUCCCUCGCUAUGGACAGAUUGUCUCAUUCCCAGUUGUUUUCACAUUGCACUGGGUUCUGCUGAAUGUUUUUAUACCAUUUUAAAUAUAUAUAAAGAUAACAGAGAGAAGGAGCAGGAUUAGGGAUAGGAAAAAAAAAGUUUUUUCAACCUCUGUGACACCUGAAAAAGAAGUGGUGAGUCGCAGGGAUUACUCCAGCAGUGUUUCUCUCUUUGAUCCAGAAUUUAUGUAGAAUUAGUUUUCCACUUUCUACACCUCCACCUCUCACUGUUGUCUUAUGAUUCAGUGUUAUCAGCCCUCUGCGUGGGAAUAACACUUGGAUUUGAUCCUAAACCAUAGUAAUUUAGGGCCUGAGAUGAAAGUGUCAAAUACCUGGAAGGGGAAUUUGAAUUAAUCUCAACUGAAGUAUAAUAAUUUGGAGUUCAAAUCUCAGUUUCCAACUAUUGGCAAAGCCUCUUCUAGGAUUUUUCCUAUUGAGAUGGGAUUGUUUGGAGAUGGAGAGGCUGGGAUUUUUUCCAGUUAUGAUGAUGCUAGAAGUUUUGUAAAUGAUACCACUCAAUAGUAAUGAGUGAAGCAGGUUUCAAUGAGUCAGAAGAGAAUGUAAUGGGAGAAUAUCUUGUUUUGAUUCUGAGUCAUCACCUUUAACUUGCUCUGGAAUUUCUAGUUCAGUGGUCUCCAACCUUUCUGUGGGAAUAGCACAUUGGCGCCCGCCACAGUCUGUUGAGAAUAGCAAACACCCCGCCUCCGAAAUGCCGCCGAGAAGUGGCAGCGGAAAGAAGCCUCACCGCCGAGAAAUGGCAACGCUUCUCGAAGGCAUUUCAGCGGGCCAUUCUCAGGUGGCUGUGCCCGGCGGCGGCAUUUCAGCAGCAUAGUGUCCUGCGGGUAUUGGGGACCCCGUUCUAGUUAUAUGAAACUGGAUGUAUCUUUUACCUCUCUGCAGUGUGCGUUUUUCCUCUUUUUGAUGAAGGGCCGUUUGGUCCCAUAACCAGAUAUUAGUUAACUUGCCUGACUAUAGCUCAGAUUGAUUGGGGACUUUGAGAAAAUGACAGUUUACUCAAAUAGUCUUUUUUAUUUUAUUUUUGCUUUUCCCUGCCUCCUCCAUGAUGAGAUGGAGAAACUUCAAGUGCAGUUUAAUCAAACAGGAGAGAAUAACUCCAAGCUUACUGUUUUUACAUCUCCCAUCUGAAAUGGUCAACAGCAGCCCACCCCAAAUUGCACAACUAACUGAAAUAAACUGGAUACAAUCAGAGUGUUGUUCAUAGAAUCAUAGAAUCAUAGAAUAUCAGGGUUGGAAGGGACCCCAGAAGGUCAUCUAGUCCAACCCCCUGCUCAAAGCAGGACCAAGUCCCAGUUAAAUCAUCCCAGCCAGGGCUUUGUCAAGCCUGACCUUAAAAACCUCUAAGGAAGGAGAUUCUACCACCUCCCUAGGUAACGCAUUCCAGUGUUUCACCACCCUCUUAGUGAAAAAGUUUUUCCUAAUAUCCAAUCUAAACCUCCCCCAUUGCAACUUGAGACCAUUACUCCUCGUUCUGUCAUCUGCUACCAUUGAGAACAGUCUAGAGCCAUCCUCUUUGGAACCCCCUUUCAGGUAGUUGAAAGCAGCUAUCAAAUCCCCCCUCAUUCUUCUCUUCUGCAGACUAAACAAUCCCAGCUCCCUCAGCCUCUCCUCAUAAGUCAUGUGCUCUAGACCCCUAAUCAUUUUUGUUGCCCUUCGCUGGACUCUUUCCAAUUUAUCCACAUCCUUCUUGUAGUGUGGGGCCCAAAACUGGACACAGUACUCCAGAUGAGGCCUCACCAGUGUCGAAUAGAGGGGAACGAUCACGUCCCUCGAUCUGCUCGCUAUGCCCCUACUUAUACAUCCCAAAAUGCCAUUGGCCUUCUUGGCAACAAGGGCACACUGCUGACUCAUAUCCAGCUUCUCGUCCACUGUCACCCCUAGGUCCUUUUCCGCAGAACUGCUGCCUAGCCAUUCGGUCCCUAGUCUGUAGCGGUGCAUUGGAUUCUUCCAUCCUAAGUGCAGGACCCUGCACUUAUCCUUAUUGAACCUCAUCAGAUUUCUUUUGGCCCAAUCCUCCAAUUUGUCUAGGUCCUUCUGUAUCCUAUCCCUCCCCUCCAGCGUAUCUACCACUCCUCCCAGUUUAGUAUCAUCCGCAAAUUUGCUGAGAGUGCAAUCCACACCAUCCUCCAGAUCAUUUAUGAAGAUAUUGAACAAAACCGGCCCCAGGACCGACCCCUGGGGCACUCCACUUGACACCGGCUGCCAACUAGACAUGGAGCCAUUGAUCACUACCCGUUGAGCCCGACAAUCUAGCCAGCUUUCUACCCACCUUAUAGUGCAUUCAUCCAGCCCAUACUUCUUUAACUUGCUGACAAGAAUGCUGUGGGAGACCGUGUCAAAAGCUUUGCUAAAGUCAAGAAACAAUACAUCCACUGCUUUCCCUUCAUCCACAGAACCAGUAAUCUCAUCAUAAAAGGCGAUUAGAUUAGUCAGGCAUGACCUUCCCUUGGUGAAUCCAUGCUGACUGUUCCUGAUCACUUUCCUCUCCUCUAAGUGCUUCAGGAUUGAUUCUUUGAGGACCUGCUCCAUGAUUUUUCCAGGGACUGAGGUGAGGCUGACUGGCCUGUAGUUCCCAGGAUCCUCCUUCUUCCCUUUUUUAAAGAUGGGCACUACAUUAGCCUUUUUCCAGUCAUCCGGGACUUCCCCCGUUCGCCACGAGUUUUCAAAGAUAAUGGCCAAGGGCUCUGCAAUCACAGCCGCCAAUUCCUUCAGCACUCUCGGAUGCAAUUCGUCCGGCCCCAUGGACUUGUGCACGUCCAGCUUUUCUAAAUAGUCCCUAACCACCUCUAUCUCUACAGAGGGCUGGCCAUCUCUUCCCCAUUUUGUGAUGCCCAGCACAGCAGUCUGGGAGCUGACCUUGUUAGUGAAAACAGAGGCAAAAAAAGCAUUGAGUACAUUAGCUUUUUCCACAUCCUCUGUCACUAGGUUCAGUUGUUUAGGUCAAUAUUUUAUCACAUGAUCCGGGGAGAGAAUUCCACAGUAAGUGACUAGGAACUAAGCAAAAGGUGCACGUUUGUUUCCCAAGGCAAUUGUGACCCAGACUCUUGUGACAGACGAUAUCCUAGUGUUCACACCGUACACACACUUGCAAUAAUUUUAGUGCAAGGCAUUGAGAGAUUAUACUCCAUAUCCUUUAUGAAAAUAUGCUUAUGAUAUGGAUAUGACAUAACAGAAAUACUUUCUGCAAGAUGGCUCAUGUAAGAUAUCAUUGGACAGGUUAUGAUUUACUGAAUGUGAUUAUCCAAUGUAUUUGCAUGUAUCAUUUCUUUAUCUAAAGUUGGAAUAUCAACUAUGUAACAAUUACAACUCAGAGUGUAUUGGGAAGAUACCCACCAGAUGAUAGGCCAUCAGAUUUGAUGGGCCAUUAGAAAGAUACAACAAGACUGGAAAGAUACUAAUCUCUCUCCUUCCUGGGAUCUAGCAGUGUCACAGCUACAUCAGGUGGUCUUGUCUCCUGAUACUAAACAUUAUCUUGGACUUCUUGUAACUUUCCACUACAAGGAGAAGGAGUGUCAAGUUUGGGAAACAAAAGAUUCCUAGCUUAUGUAAAUCUUAGGGAAGGGUGGGGAGGAGGGCAAUCAAGACUUUCCUCCAUUGCCUUCCCAAGAAGAAGGACUGCUGAAAGUACCUGGAGGAACAGAGGAACUAACCUGAAGGUAAAGGCAGGGGAGAGUCCAGACCGAGGCAGGGUUCUGGUCUGCAAGAAGAAAUAGCUGGGACUUUGAGCUACAGAAACUCUUCAUCCUGCCUAAUUCAACAUUUAGGGUAAGAAACUACAUUCGGUAUCCUGUAUCUUUAGUGAAUCAAGCUUAGUUUGCGUGUUUUGUUUUAUUUGCUUAGUAAUCUGCUUUGAUCUGUUUAUCUUAUACUCACAAUUUUUCUGUAGUUAAUAAAGUGACUAAGUGAUAGCAAACAGGUAAUCUGCUAUGAUCUAACAAAUAAACAAGAAACUGCAAACAGCCUACUAUACUAGGUAAAUAGGAUUUGAAUUAGCAAUUUCUCACCCUGACUGAUAAUACAAGCAGUCCACCAAGUUUCCAUACACAGGUUUGAAAUCCCUUUAGCCUGGGACCAGCACUUCCCCCAGUUCAGUCUUUGUACCUCAGAUAUUUCCAGGAGUUCUCUUGGGUGGGGAGUGAGGCCCAGAGAUGAUGUCACUCCUCAUUUUAUGUAGUUUUUCCAUGUGAUGGGAACCCUUUGUUUCAAGCUAAGUUCACAGCCCAGUUUGUGGAAAGAUCUAGGUACCAAACUGGAGCUCAGUGUCAUGUGGUCUGGUCACGUGCCCUUGCCUUCCUUGCUGAGUCAUAGCAGCCAUUACUCAUAGAUUGUCUGGUGCGUUCUCAAGAAGGCUGAGCUCUUCAAUGCUCCAUUGUCUUUGUUGAUGAGCCAUCACCACAUGAGCAAUGUCUAGCUUCUACAUUGUUGUACCUGAAAGGCUAGUUCUGGAUGUUACCCAGAGUAAGCACAUUUGAAAUACAGAUACCUAGUCAGUAUUCAUACCUCCAGAUACAAAAAUGAUACAUGCAUACAAAUAAGAUAAUCAUAUUUAGCAAAUCAUAACUUUUCCAUAGACACCUUACAUGACAUAUUUGUACAAGAUGCAUUAUAGCUAUGUCUUAAUCAUAUCAUAAUGAUACCAGUAUGAUGAAUAUGGGGUGCAGUGUCACAGUGGUGAAACCUUGCAAAAGACAGGCUGUGAGCAGAAGUCAAGCUCUGCCUGCAUGCAGGCUCACAGAAUCUGUCAAGAACAGGGCUCAUAUUGCAAAAACAUACACAUUCCUGAGAAGUGUUAGGCUCAGGACAUUCACAGAAACACAUUCCAGAAGGAUGGUAUCAGAACCCCCUGACUUCUCUUAAAGAUAUGGUCAGGAUGACAGUGUGAUGGAUAGAGAUGUUUUGAUCGUACCAACAUGUACAAGGUAAAGGGUGGUUACUGACCAUAUCAGAGGGGCAAUAUGAAAUUUGUUUGUAUCAGUGUACAAAAUAGAGUCUUGGAGGAAGUGUCUUUGGCUAGCCUAGGGGAAGUGGAAAGUCCCACCACUGACUGAGCUGGUCCAUUGUGACAAGCGUACAUGUGGUAGUGGUCCUGUAGAGUCUACAGGAUACUAGGACUGUGCUUCAUUAAUAAAGUUGGCUGGGUGCCUUUGCUACUAAACAGGUCUGUGGUGAUGGGGCAGUUCGAUCAGAACCUGAUGUAUGGGCUAUCUGGCCAGAGCCAGUGCAACACAGAGAGAACACACACAUGCAGACAUCUGACAACUGCAGUGUUAUAUGUGAAGUAGUACACACAAGCUGCUAUUAUGACUAAUAGUAUGUUAUCCAUAUAAAGCUGGGGAGUGGCCAAAACCAAUUCCUCAGAGGCAAAGAGCAGCUGAUGCCUCACCCAGGUGUAAACAAGGGUGAUGGACCAUUGCUUGCGAACUGACCAUUCUUUGCCAGGAAAAAGGGCGGGGCAAAAAAAUUCUACAUUUUAGCAAAGAAACAUGGAGUUCCUGUUCACACAGACUACCUGUAGUCUUGCUCCCAGCUGGGAAUGCUUCUCAAAGUGGGAACAGGACUAUAAAACAAAGGGGCAGACCCUCCCCAACACCCCGUUUCUCUCCCUGCUCAUUGCAUUCUCUGCACCUGUGAAGACAAAAUGACACAGCCCUUAAGCUUUGAUGGAGGUGUACUACUUCUCAGCACGUGCUUCAGGAGUAAGACUACUGAAGCACGUGCUGAGAAAAAUUUGCUUUGAAAUUAAGAAUUUCUUAAGUAUGUGUUAGGAAGCAUUUUAUCUUUAUUUUUUGUAACCAUUUAUGACUUUUAAGCCACAUUACCUGUACUCUCAUAAAAUCUCUUUGUAGUUGUUAAACUUGUUUUCUAUGUUAAAUACAGUGUGUUUAAACUGAA